CUACUCUAUGUCAUAGAUAAACUCAUCAUAGGUUAGCCUAGGGCAAUCUGGCACGCUACCUUACACCACCUCCUCCGCUUCCACUUUGAUUAAACUCUGCCUUAUUAUAAAGCCAAACAUGAGUAACAGGGCAAUGGGGAAGUGCAGAGCAAUGGAGAAAUUAGAAAUCUGAAAGAAAAUGAAACGACUUUGAUCAUCAUCGAUCUUCUUUCUUGUUGCAACACAUGGAGUCUGUUGGUUCAACUGAUAAGAAGCAAAAGGCAAAAGAAGAUAUAAUCAGCAAGCUACCUGAUUCACUUAUAAGUCACAUUCUCUCUUUUCUCCCAACAAAAGACGCUGUUCGUACAAGUGUAUUAUCUACAAGAUGGAUAGAUUGCUGGAAAUUAAUCACAAAGAUGAAUUUUAAUGAUAGCGUGUUUUACUCUCCGAAGAAGAAGAAAUCUGGCGGAAAACAGUACUUUAUAAACUUUGUUAAUAGAGUACUUCAUCUUUCUAAAACAUACCGUAUGGAAAGUGUUUCUCUUGUCAUAACUAAGCAAUAUGAUGUAUCCCUUCUACAUACAUGGAUCUCUUGCAUCUUGAACAAAGAUGUAAAAAAGCUUUCCAUCAGUUCGAAUUUAGAACUUUCCUUUUCAGCUCUUAUGUCUCGCACUCUUUUCAAUAACUCUACUGAUUUAGAAGAAUUGGUGCUCGAGAUGUGUGAUUGUGCUAUCAAAGUCCCUUCCAACUGUACUUCUGGUUAUUUUAUUUUUGGAAGCCUAAAAGUUCUCAAGUUGUAUGGAAUUAUAUUUACAAUUGACAAAUCCCAAGGUAUUAUUUUUUCUGUAUUGAAGAAGUUUGAGACAAAAAACUGCUCUUGGUUAAGUGCACAUGAUGUCACUCUAAAAAUAGAUGCACCUCUACUUGAAAGUGUUUACAUAGAACAAGGCCAUGAGUCAGUAACUCGUGAGCUACGUCGCUGCACAAUCAAAUUUUCUGCUCCAUGUAUGAAAGAAUUCACUUGCUUCAUUUUGCGGGGUAGGAGUAUUGUUCAAGAAACUGUAUCAUGUCUUUGUCUCCUUCUCAAACAAUUUAGUCAAGUGAAGUGUAUCAAAUUUCAGGGAUCGGAGGUUCUUACACAACCAAAUGUGGCUGUUCUGCCUAAAUUUGCAAUGUUGAGCCAUUUGGAACUUGAGUUUGUUAGUGGUGAAGUUUUGUUGGGCUUACUUCAAAAGUCCCCGGUUCUCAAUACUCUAAUUUUCAAGGGAAUAUCAAAAUUUGACCAAGAGCUUCUGAAUUCUGCUGUUGUGCCGGGUUGUUUGGCAUCAACUCUCCAGGUUGUGAAAUUUGGAAAUGUCCAUGGAUUGGAGCAUGAACUUUUUCUGGCUAAAUUUUUUAUGGAAAAUGGUAUGGUGCUUGAGAGGAUGAGUUUCUCUGCUGUAAGGUGGUGUGACGAAGAGUUGAUUGAAGAAUUUAAGGAGAAGUUGUACUCGUUUAAGAAAGGAGUCUCUUUUGCUAUACUUGAAUUUCGUUAUUAGGUUGCAAAAGCAAGUUGUACAUGUUUCUUCUGGACGAUGUGUCUUUUGAUUACAAUCUAUGAUCAUAGAUAGGUUGUAAUUUUGUACUGGAAGUAAUUAUAUGCACAAAGGGUGCCUUUAUUUUUGGCCAAAAGAUAAGUUUGUAAAUUAAUAGCAAGUAUGUAACUAGUGGUGCUAUGCUAUGUACUGCGAUAUUAAUGUAUAUGUUUACCCAAAAAUUGCUUAUUUUACCCUAUUACAU
Molecule: messenger RNA, 1758 nt
Organism: Trifolium pratense (red clover)
Lineage: Eukaryota; Viridiplantae; Streptophyta; Magnoliopsida; Fabales; Fabaceae
Product: FBD-associated F-box protein At5g27750-like
Exons: 3
Coding region: 225-1517 (430 amino acids)
Molecular function (GO): protein binding
Source: RefSeq, a predicted model, not a curated record